This is a messenger RNA of Rotaria sp. Silwood1, 747 nucleotides long. The record is from the annotation of a GenBank genome assembly. NCBI's taxonomy places the organism in Eukaryota, Metazoa, Rotifera, Eurotatoria, Philodinida, Philodinidae.
AUGGCCCACAUCAAUACUCGCCUUCUCGAUGCUGCUGAAGAACGUUUAAAUGCACUUGCACCUUUGCGUGGUUAUGCAGCGGAGCAACUGGUUUCAUUACAAGAAGCUGUUGUGAAAUUGCGCAAACUGAUCGAUGAUGUCGAUUCACGCGUGUGGACGGCUACCAAUCGAUCUGAAAAUCCAACUGAUACACUCAGUCAGGAAGAAUCAGCCGCCAUUGUUUUAUAUACAAUGGAGUGGGAUCCCCAUCACCCAAGUCUCUACUUGGUGUUAAAUCAAACACUUCGCCUUGAAGAUCGAAGGAAACUUACUCCUUGGUUUCCUUAUUUAAAAUUAUUUUUCACUGGCUUAUUCAAAUUACCGCCAAUGCGUUGUACCGUCUGGCGAGGUGUACGCGGUGAUUUGCGCUCACAAUACAAACAGGACAAAAAAGUUACAUGGUGGGCAUUUAGUUCCUGCACGACGGCAAUUAACGUUCUACAAAGGGAACAAUAUUUGGGCAUGUCAGGUCCACGUACUUUAUUUGCAAUCGAUUGCUUAAAUGGAAAAAACAUUAAACAACAUUCUUAUUUUGCACAAGAGGAAGAAGUAUUACUUCUUCCAUGUACUCAUUUGCAAGUGAUAAGCCAUUUGAGCAGUAUGGACGACUUGCAUAUUAUUCACCUGCGUGAAAUACCACCACCAUUCGUGCUUUUGGAACCUCCAAGUUCUAUGUCAACAGGUAAGAAAAGUCUGACAUGUAUUUAG